Messenger RNA from Durusdinium trenchii, 1308 nucleotides. NCBI's taxonomy places the organism in Eukaryota, Dinophyceae, Suessiales, Symbiodiniaceae. The record is from the annotation of a GenBank genome assembly.
AUGCUAAUUACAGCACUGCUGCUGUGUUACCGGCUACAUGCCGAGCGAGGGCUCCUAGAGAUGGAGGAUAUGGCAAAACAGUUGACAGAGGCAAAACGUGACGCAGCGCAAUCAGCAGCUCAAACAGCACGCCUGCAGCAAGAGCUAACAGAAUUGCGUAAAGCGUUGCAGCAGAGGGAGUCAUUCCUGGCUCAGGUGCUGUCUGGCCGACUUCGGGAAGACGGGAUACCAGGAACACCUUCGGCGUUGCACCAAGAAGCGCGUACCUUGCCACUCCAACCAGUUAGUCGGCGCUUUGCACCCAGUGGCAGUAGCUUUGCCAUGUCAGCCGGAGAGGUGGAACUGCCCAUCCAUGAGGAGAGCCAGCCGGCUUCGCGAUUGGAGCUCGGAGGAUGUGCUGCUCCUGAGAAGCCCAAUAAGUAUUUGCCACACCUUCAAUCCAAAGCUGAGCUCUUGAAAGAGCUUUCCAAACAAGGAACUGAAGCUGUAGUCCUUUUGGCACGACACAGCGCUUGCGAUCAAUGCAGUGUAGCAGAGAAGACCUUUGCUGCAGCUGCAAAGAAGGUUGUAGAAAGCUCAAAGAUGACGAAACUGACCAAGGUUCGUCGGCACCUUGCCUUGCGUGCAGUGGACCUGAAAAGGGCACGGCAGCUGCGGCGGCUUCUGGGUGUGAGGUGUGCACCGACGCCUCGCGAGUGCCGCCAUUAUCUUUUCUCUCGAGUAGGAGGUUUGGUGCCAGUGCCCAUUCGUGGAAGGCACGAUCAGGGACUCUUGCUGGAGACCUUCAAGCGGCUUGCACGGCCACAGUUCGAGUCUGCCUCUGGGCGCCUGGAAGCUGGAGAGUCUUUGACUCGGAGCCGCCUUGUGCUGCGACAGGACAGCUCAGAAGAAGAGAGGCAGGCAGCACACCAGCAGCGGCUCCUGUUGGAUGUGGCCGUAGCAAAGGUAGAGGACCAUGAUCGUUUGGGGCUGCGAUUGGCCAAAGCAGUGGCAUGGCGAGCUGGAGAGGCAGAGGCAAGAUACUUCACUGGUGGAAACUUCUCAGUGUGGCUUCAAAAUGUGGCGGUGCCCUGUGUGGGAGAUGUCCGAAGCUUCUCAGAUGAAGAGCCCUACGAGGAUCUGGCAUUGCCUCUCGUCCGACUCUACCUCGACGACGGUCCUUUUGAUGCCGUUGCCAAGAAGGUGCUGUGUCGCCUUUCGGGUGACUUCUUUGGGCAGCUGGCCUUUAUGGCCAAGAAUGCCUCGCAAGGUUCAAGUGACUGGCGGCAGCAUGGUCUACCACCAGGCAUUGGUGCUGUCAAGAGCUAG